UGUUUAAAACAUUAAAAUCGUGCAGCAGAAGAGGCUGCGUGCGCUGGUCCCUCCCUCCCUCCCCCACCCCAGCCCCGAGACGUCAUGGGAGGGAGGUAUAAAAUUUCAGCAGAGAGAAAUAGAGAAAGCAGUGUGUGUGCAUGUGUGUGUGAGAGAGAGAGGGAGAGGAGCGAGAGGGAGAGAGAGAGAGAAGAAGAAGAAGAGAGAGAAGGAGAGAGAGAAAGGGAAGGAAGCAGAGAGUCAAGUCCAAGGGAAUGAGCGAGAGAGAGGCCAGUGGUAAGGGAAGGAGCGUGCAAAGCAAGGAAUGACCGCUUUCCGGAGCCAGCUGCAGUGAACUGUCUUCUAUUUUCUUUUCCUUUUCCUUUUGAUUUUUUUAAAGAGAAGCAGGGGACAGAAGCCAUGGCCGAGGGAGAAGACAAACUGAGGUGCUGGUGACCGUGGGCGUCCAAGUGGAUUACUGGGGCUGUUCUCCAGAGGGUUGCCAGCGCUUCCUGGAAGUCCUGAAGCUCUCGCAGUGCAGUGAGUUCAUGCACCCUCUUGCCAAGCCUCAGUCUUUGGGAUCUGGGGAAGCCGCCUGGUUUUCCUCCCUCUUUCUGCACGUCUGCUGGGGUCUCCUCCUUGCCAGGCCUCGCCGCCCCCCUGGCCUCAGCUCGCACAUGAAGAUGCACUUGCAAAGGGCUCUGGUGGUCCUGGCCCUGCUGAACUUUGCCACGGUCAGCCUCUCUCUGUCCACUUGCACCACCUUGGACUUUGGCCACAUCAAGAAGAAGAGGGUGGAAGCCAUUAGGGGACAGAUCUUGAGCAAGCUCAGGCUCACCAGCCCCCCUGAACCAUCGGUGAUGACCCACGUCCCCUACCAGGUCCUGGCCCUUUACAACAGCACCCGGGAGCUGCUGGAGGAGAUGCAGGGGGAGAGGGAGGAAGGCUGUACUCAGGAAAACACCGAGUCGGAAUACUAUGCUAAAGAGAUCCAUAAAUUCGACAUGAUCCAGGGGCUGGCGGAGCACAACGAGUUGGCCGUCUGCCCCAAAGGAAUUACCUCCAAGGUUUUCCGCUUCAACGUGUCCUCAGUGGAGAAAAAUGGAACCAAUCUUUUCCGGGCAGAAUUCCGGGUCUUGCGGGUGCCUAAUCCCAGCUCCAAGCGCACUGAGCAGAGGAUCGAACUCUUCCAGAUACUUCGACCAGAUGAGCACAUCGCCAAACAACGCUACAUCGGAGGCAAAAACCUGCCCACCAGGGGCACUGCGGAGUGGCUGUCUUUUGAUGUCACCGACACUGUGCGCGAGUGGCUGUUGCGAAGAGAGUCCAACUUGGGUCUGGAAAUCAGCAUUCAUUGUCCAUGCCACACCUUUCAGCCCAAUGGAGAUAUCCUGGAAAACAUUCAUGAGGUGAUGGAAAUCAAAUUCAAAGGUGUGGACAAUGAGGAUGACCAUGGCCGUGGAGACCUGGGGCGCCUCAAGAAGCAGAAGGAUCACCACAACCCUCACCUGAUUCUCAUGAUGAUUCCCCCGCACCGGCUCGACAACCCAGGCCAGGGAGGCCAGAGGAAGAAGCGGGCCCUGGACACCAACUAUUGCUUCCGCAACUUGGAGGAGAACUGCUGUGUGCGGCCCCUCUACAUUGACUUCCGACAGGACCUGGGCUGGAAGUGGGUCCACGAACCUAAGGGCUACUAUGCCAACUUUUGCUCAGGCCCCUGUCCUUAUCUCCGCAGUGCAGACACGACCCACAGCACGGUGCUGGGGCUGUACAACACCCUGAACCCGGAAGCGUCGGCCUCACCUUGCUGUGUGCCCCAGGACUUGGAGCCCCUGACCAUUCUGUACUAUGUCGGGAGGACCCCCAAGGUGGAGCAGCUCUCCAACAUGGUGGUGAAGUCGUGUAAGUGUAGCUGAGGCCUGCAACAGACGAGGGAGAGCUGCCCCUGCCCGACUGCCCGCGCCUCGGGAAACCAAAGUGACAGACCUCACCUAGAGGCCUGGCGUCCACAACCCUCGGCUCCUGGCGUUUGGCCGAGACGGAGGCUUCCUUCUGGAACAUUUCUUUCUUGCUGGCUCUGAGAAUCACUGUGGUAAAGAAAGUGUGGGGUGGUUAGGGGAAGGCGAACUCUUGGGAACACAGGUUUUCUGUGGUGCAGACAGAGGUGGUGGGGCUAGAGGAAGAGGAUGGCAAGUUGACAUGUCACGUGGCAAUGGGACUUGGGUACAGUAGGGAGAAGGAAGGACAAAGGAUGGUUGGGUCAGGCUYAGACUGGAAGACUCUUCGGAUCUGAGGUCAGCUUUGCUCAAUGCUGUACCACAAUUGCUCUAGGGGAAUCUGGAUGGUGUCAUAGGAGGCAAGCACUUUCCUUCAGACAGGUCACCAAGACAAAGUCCCAGAAUUGCACCUGGUACUACCUGGGAUUAAGGACAAUUUUUUUUUUUUAAUUGUCAUUUCCACAUCAGGCAGCAUCAUGGGUCAUUCCAGGUAAUGUAAUAUGGUUCCUGGGCCAGCAACUGUAUUGGCCCCUGGAGAUGCUGAACUCAGAAGCAAAGGGUGGGAACUGGCCCUUUCCUGUCUGCCCUCCGGGUCCCUCCUCUCGCCUUCAUCCUCAAUCACAUUUCCCCUUGGACAUUUGGCUGGACACCUUCCAGGCCAGGGUGCACAUAUCUGGAUUCUGGUUCUGUGCAGCCUCUGAGCAUGAGGAGUUCCUCUCCUCCAAGUUCUCGAGACCUUGUGUCCACCUGGUCUUCCUGGAGGCUGGUGCCACACGGGAGGCAUCUGGGGAGGCUGCACCACAUGUGCCAUGUGGUGACUGGGCCCAAGAUGAGUUGACUGAGGUAUAAAGACAAGUACAAAUAUCACUCUCAAAAUCUUUGUAUGAAUAAAUAUUUUUGGGGAAUUGUGGA
Messenger RNA from Urocitellus parryii (Arctic ground squirrel), 2888 nucleotides. It is a transcript of the gene Tgfb3, whose product is annotated as transforming growth factor beta 3. The record is from RefSeq and is a predicted model, not a curated record. Gene Ontology annotation, cellular component: extracellular region. Gene Ontology annotation, biological process: regulation of cell population proliferation; transforming growth factor beta receptor signaling pathway. NCBI's taxonomy places the organism in Eukaryota, Metazoa, Chordata, Mammalia, Rodentia, Sciuridae. Gene Ontology annotation, molecular function: transforming growth factor beta receptor binding; cytokine activity; growth factor activity.